UUUCUACGACUCCUGUGAACACGUUUCACACUGAGCCUCAGCGAAUCAAGAGUUCCUUUCAUCCGUAGUACCCGGAUUUACCCGUAGGGAAAUUAGCUACGUCAUUGUUCACGGAUUGACUACAGCUGGAAAUAAUACAUGGACAUGCACGUAUAAUAAUAUAUUUAUUAAAAAAAAUACAGCAAUGAACAAUGACCAUAGUUGACAGAUCUUCAGAGAAAUCUGACCUAGAGUCAGUCGGGUGCAAGCGCUCAGGAUCGCUGAACUUUCCCGGCGGUGACGGGAACGGGAUGGACAGUGGCUGCUCCAGCUGGGGGGCGGGGGGCCCCUCGUCCUCCGACACCCCCAGGGUGAAGACAGGGGGCUGCAUGGGUCCCACCCCUGGAGCCACAGUCAACAGCAGCAGUGCAGACAGGCCCAAGGAGCAAGUGGUGCUGACCAGUGGGGACGGCAUCGCCCUGCCCCAGAAGGUGCUGUUCCCAGCCGAGCGGCUCAGCCUGAAGUGGAACCAGGUCCACCGCAUCGGAUCAGGUCUCCAGAACCUGGGAAACACCUGCUUCCUCAACUCGACUCUGCAGUGUCUCACCUAUACCGCUCCCCUCACUAACUACAUGCUGUCCCGGGAGCACUCUAAAACAUGUCAUGAGCCUGGGUUCUGUAUGAUGUGCACAAUGCAGAAUCACAUCACCCAGGUCUUCGCCAACUCUGGGAAUGUCAUCAAGCCCAUCGGAGUCCUCAACGAGCUCAAACGGAUUGCAAAGCAUUUCCGUUUUGGCAGCCAAGAGGACGCCCAUGAGUUCCUGCGGUACACAGUGGACGCUAUGCAAAAGUCCUGCCUGCCUCUAAACAAAUUGGACAGGCAAACGCAAGCAACCAGUUUCAUCCAUCAAGUCUUUGGAGGGUAUCUACGGUCCAGAGUAAAAUGUUUCAACUGCAAAGCGGUCUCUGACACGUUUGACCCUUAUUUGGAUGUUGCUUUGGAAAUAAAGACUGCUCCCAGUAUCACAAAGGCUCUGGAACAGUUUGUUAAGCCUGAGCAGCUAGAUGGAGAGAAUGCCUACAGAUGCGCUAAGUGUAAGAAGAUGGUUCCAGCCUCUAAGAGAUUCACCAUCCACCGCAGCGCUAAUGUGCUCACCAUCUCACUGAAGCGAUUUGCCAACUACAACGGGGGCAAGAUCGCUAAGGAUGUAAGGUAUGCUGAGUGCCUAGACCUGCGUCCCUUCAUGUCUCAAUCCCACGGCGAGCCCCAGGUCUACGUGCUCUAUGCUGUCCUGGUGCACUCUGGCUUCAGCUGCCACGCUGGACACUACUACUGCUACGUCAAAGCUAGCAAUGGCCAGUGGUACCAGUUGAAUGACUCCUCUGUGUUGGUCAGUGACAUCAGGUCAGUCCUCAACCAGCAGGCGUACGUCCUCUUCUACAUCAGGUCACCUGAUCUGAAGAAUGGAGGGGACUACAAUCACACGUGCCGGACCCCGGGGCCCCUCAGCCAGUUGUCCCCCCGCCCCAUCCUCACACCCCGGGUCAACAUUGGGCCACGACACACCAGCACUGGCUUCAUAGGGCCACAGCUGCCCCCACACAUGGCCAAGAACAUCUUUCACGUCAAUGGGAACGGCUUGCUAAGGGACUACCCCUCUGGCUCUAAGCCCAGCACCAGCAGUGACGACAGCAUGGGCAAGACUAGCUACAGCCCGCUCGCCACCUCUUCCUCCCAUCCUCUCAACCGUCCCACAGGCAUCCCUGACCCUGCCAAGCGCCAGAAGCUCUCCUUCUUCAUUGGUCAGGGCAAACAGAUCCGCCCCUCAUCAUCCUCUUAUGCCCAGCUGUCCUCUUCGUCACAGUCUACAUCAGACAUGUCUACGCCCCAGGAUCCUCGCAUUAACGGCACUGCCUCCGUUAACAGAAACGGUCACGGGGCGUCGUUCCUGGUGCCGUACGGCCAGGAGUCGUCUGAGGAGUCGGACCAGGAGGGAGGCAGUGGUCUGGGGAACGGCACGGCUAAGCCUCACGUUAACGGGAGGAAGGGAGAGACCGUCUACGGCCCCGUCCCCAGAGUGCUGACCCUCAAGACCAACGGCAUCGGUAAUGGCAAGGCUACCAUGCACCGUAACGGGACCAACAGCUUCUCCAAACUCAGUCAGAACGGACACCACAACAUCAAACACCCUGAGAAGAUCCAUGGUAGCGGUCAUGCGAUGUCGCCCGGUUUGGGUUCCAGCAUGCCUAAUGGGGCGGAGGCUCACCCCAGUGGCCCAAGCAAAGAGGUGUAUUGCACCACCCCCAGCCAGGCCAGCACCUCUCAAGGCCUGCACAGUGCCGACAUCGACAGCCGCCUCUCCCUCACCCCAGAGAAAAGGGCUAAAACUCACUCUGGCCCCCUCCCUCACCACGCACCAUCAACCGCUGCUAAACCUCCAUCCUCAUUGGCUGAUGUUGGAGCUAAACCACUUACCGACACCUUGAGGGAAUCCAGCUCCAACCCUGGGGUCUUAUUCCUCCAGCCCACCCCCCGCUCCCUCAGUACCCCAGUCGCCCCAGUCCUCUCCGGGCCAGGCCUGGGAGCCACGAAAGAUCUUGGAGCCCCACACAGGGGAUCUGGGGAGGACAUCAGGGAGACCCAGAACAGCCCAGCUGUAGGGCUGGAUGGAAAGCCCAGCUCCAGAGAUGGAAGAGACCAGAUGUACUCUUCCGAUCGGGAGGAGAAAGGCGGGUUGAACUCUUCCGUUCGGGAGGAGAAAAGCGGGUUGAACUGUUCCGUUCGGGAGGAGAAAAGCGGGUUGAACUCUUCCGAUCGGGAGGAGAAAGGCGGGUUGAACUCUUCCGAUCGGGAGCAGAAAAGCGGGUUGAACUCUUCCGAUCGGGAGGAGAAAGGCGGGUUGAACUCUUCCGAUCGGGAGGAGAAAGGCGGGUUGAACUCUUCCGAUCGGGAGCAGAAAAGCGGGUUGAACUCUUCCGAUCGGGAGGAGAAAGGCGGGUUGAACUCUUCCGAUCGGGAGGAGAAAAGCGUGUUGAACUCUUCCGAUCGGGGGCAGAAAAGCGGGUUGAACUCUUCCGAUCGGGAUAAGGAGAAAGGCCGACUACAUUCUUCGGACUGCGAUAGGGAUCGAGACCGGCUGUACUCUUCUGACCGGGAUAAAGACAGAGAAGGGGAUAGGUACCACCGGGACAGGAGCCGUGAACGCAACUGGGACCAUGACUCAGACCACUACCGGCACCGGCGAGACCACCGAGACAGAGACCACCACCGGUCGUACCGGGACCGCUCGCUCAGCCGGGACAGACACCGGAACUGGGAGUCUGAGGCAUUCCUCUCACAGCGACGCUAUCACCCCAGAGAGAGGGACAGGGACCGCUGUCACCACCAUUACCACCACAGAACGAGUAAGGACAGGAAUAGGGACAGGAGGGAGCACAGCCACCACAACCUCCCACACAGAGAGGAGCCUCAUGGACGCUCAAGGUGGAGGGAUGAAGGUAAAGAGAGGUGUUACUACCCUUCACAGGAGACCCCUCUGCCCACCCCACUGAGCUCCAGCACCAAGCCCAGUCAGUCCCUCCCAGCCCUGGUGAAACGACCCGAGCCUCACAGAGAGGAGAGAAAGGACAGCUCUGAGGAGUGUCGGGCCAAGAAACCCAAGAAGAGCAAGAAGAAGAAGUCCAAGGACAGAGAGAGGCACCGAGAGAAUAGGACCUUUGACGUGAAUUCCUCUGACAGGGCAGCCGACGGCAGCAGUUCCUCCAAACACAACAAAAGUAGGAGGUACGACACUGACACGGAGGAUAAGUCAGGGGGUGAGAUCCACUCUACCCAGAGUCCCGAGGUGCACCGUGACCCCAAUGCCCCCCGGGAGGGUCGCAGGGCAAGCAGCAGCGACGAUGAGAGGGCGAGCAAGAAGCAACGUUACCAGGACGAUGGCUAUGACAACAGCUACCCUAAGAAACGCCAUCGCGCCGAUGACAACGACCGCUCCUUCUCCUCUCGUGAUGGAUCACCAACAGCAGCUCCUCAAAACGCAUCGCACUUCAACGAACACACAGGUAAUGGCUUAGGUCAACCCAAUGGAAACUCCCACGAAUGUUCUACCAAUGGACUGUACAAUGACCUUAGACAGUAGAUUUUCUCUGUUUGACCAGACACACAGAACAAUGUAAGUAUCUUUCCUUUGCCUCUGUCUUACUCUCAGAAUCUCUAUGCUGGACUGUGCAUGGUUAUGAGUGGAAAACCAGGAGCCGGUUUCAACUCAUCUUGAUUGUGUAAAGACUGAUGGGACUGUCUGCAAACCUGACAUCUUUCCCUCUCAAUGCAGACUUGGAAUACUUUACUUUAAAUAUCAACCUUUAUAUAAAAGUGAAAUUCAACAGCAACAGGAAUGUCAUCCCUAAUAUUUGAACGUGGUGCUGUAUUAUUGGGAAUAUACUGUAUUUUUACCACAUGAGAAAUUAACAUUCUACUAGAUUCUUUUUUUAAAUAGAUUUUUUUAAACUUCACUCGUCACUCAAUAUACAUUUAUGAUAAAUAAUUAACAAAUGAAUAAGCUGCACAGUGGAAGACUCAGGACUUUGUUCCUCCUCGGAGAACUGAUCAACUGGGAAAAUAAUCCAAAAAGAAGACGAAUAGUUUUCUUGCCUAGGAGAUGACCUGUUUGGUAUGACAUCAGUUGGCUGCAAGUUUGUCACCAUUAUCCACAUAUCUGUAUAGGUGGAGGUAUAAAACCUCUCUCUGAUGGAGGGAAAUGUUAUUGAGUGAGUAGUGUCUGAAGGAGCUGGCCUGGUGUGACUAUGUGUGUACGUAACACAACUCCACCUACCCUGGAGAGACUUCAGGACAGCUCUUUGUUACUUUCGAAAGCCUAAGAUCGUCUCCCUCCCUCUGCAUCUUGCUCUCACUGAGAUGUCCAAUUCUUUUAACUUGUUAUUCAAGCAUUAAAAAAAAAGCUGAACAAUAAUCAUGUUAUCUCUUAUGGCUUUGGACCUGUGUUUCUGCUUUUUAAAAAUGUUUUCUAGCGUCCAUAAGAAAUACUGUGAAUUAAAUUUCGAACUGUACUAUCAGUUUAUUCAUAAGUCCUGUAUCAGGAAUAGUUUUGUUUUAGAGAAUUACCACGAUGUAAUUUAGACCUUGUUCUAAAUUGACACAAGUCAGUGAAAUAGGUAGAAUGGUUUGCUUGUUUUUUUUUUCUACCUAAAAAGACAUGGUCAUGUUAACACAUUUUUUGUUCUACAAUAGCAUGUCAAAUGUAUACAUUGUACAAGGUAUAUAAAAAGGCGUAAAUACAUUUGCUAAUGUCAAAGUAA
Oncorhynchus mykiss (rainbow trout) is the source of this 5295-nucleotide messenger RNA. RefSeq lists its product as uncharacterized. The record is from RefSeq and is a predicted model, not a curated record. Gene Ontology annotation, molecular function: cysteine-type deubiquitinase activity. Gene Ontology annotation, biological process: protein deubiquitination; regulation of apoptotic process. Lineage: Eukaryota; Metazoa; Chordata; Actinopteri; Salmoniformes; Salmonidae. Gene Ontology annotation, cellular component: cytosol; nucleus.